Molecule: messenger RNA, 1511 nt
Organism: Paramacrobiotus metropolitanus
Lineage: Eukaryota; Metazoa; Tardigrada; Eutardigrada; Parachela; Macrobiotidae
Exons: 2
Coding region: 252-1148 (298 amino acids)
Source: RefSeq, a predicted model, not a curated record
CCUACCGUCACUACUGUUGUUUCCACGAUCGUGGAAACGAUCGUUCCUGACAGUCGGACUGUCAGGAAUCGGUUAAUACAUUGUAAGCAUGACGUCUGACUCAUAACCGUCUUACUCAAAAUCCCAUCUCCUGUAUCUUGGAAGGCUGUCUAAUCUGGAUUCCACUACUUUCCUGUCAACGUGCACUAUUCGAGAACUUUAGUGGUUCCUCGUGACAAUUAAUACAAUAAUCUCUACAUUUAGUCCUCACAAUGUGGCUGCAAACAGAAGGACAUCGCCUUGUAAGAUCUCACGAUGUACUUUUCUUGGCAGUCAGUAACCUGGUGGUCUCGGGAGUGACCGUUGUCCUAAUCUUCCUGACAGCCGGGCUUUUCGCUGACUGGUCCUGGUCCGGCUGGUCGAAUUCGGCGUCCCGGGAUUUCUUCCGCCUGCAUAUCUUCGUGCUAAUGUACCCGCUGAAUUACGGCAGCUUGGGCGUCAAAGCUUAUUCCGGAAAGUUCUGCAACUACAAAUGCGAGAAGCACUUAACAGCCGGGGAUCGCGGGAACGCCCGGCAGUAUUUUGACCGGGUGUUCAACAUCAAUGCAUUGGCGCUCGUCACCUUAGUGCCUGAACUGUACCACUUCGUAUCCUUCCGCCUGUGCAUGAGUACCCACACGGGGCUUAACUCAACACAGGAGUGCUGGUUCGGCGCCGGUGCUAAUGGUACUGGUGCUGAUGCUGGUGGGUCAUCGGCUUCGAAGCCUCACCGAGCAUUCGUGGACUUUGGCUACAUGUACAUUCUGAUAGACGGCAUCCACAUGGCGAAUGCUCUCUUCUCCAUGGCUAUGAGCACAAUGAUUAUGCGUAAGAUGGACACAAAGAAAACCACCGUGGAUGGGAACGGAGAUCAUGAAAAUGUUGGCAGUUCGGAGGCCGGCACUGGAAGAAACCAAGGGAUGGAUAGGAAAGACACCGAUGGCCCUCUGCUGUGUAUCGUGUGUGAAAGUGAAAGGAUGACCCGGCAAAAGGAGAAGCAAAGACAGAAGAAUCUCCAAGAAAUCAACGAAGAGAUCGUUAGAUUGCAAGCCCUACUGGUAUCAGCUGAAGCCCUGAAACGCAGGUAUGCUCUCUUACCUAUAGCGGACGGGAAUCCCGGGUUGAAUUGAAUACGCUGAACUGGCUGAAGUGCUGUUUCCGUUGAAGUGCUGUUGUAGUUCUAAUUACCUGGGCUUACACUGCGUGUUUUGCCCAGAUCGCUUAAAUUCGUGCGGAAUAAUGCAGUUAACAUAUUAUGAUGCGUGGUCGAAGUUAGCAAACUUAUUUACAAUGACAAUAUCUUGGUACACGAAAAGUACAAAAUAUUGGUUUUGUUUCGCUAUACAAUAUGUAUAUGGUCUGUUAAUCUGUAUAUGGUCUGGUUUAAGGGAUUACAGUUAUCUGCAAUAUUAUGAUCUAUGAUGGUUAUGAAUACCUGUAAUAUUAUCGAUGUACGAGUAUUUGUGAAUUGUACUUACGGUUACUAUGAGUGG